GCGGAAGUGGGGAUGUUUACACUCUUGUCGCUUCCGCAGCGUGUAAGCUAAGCGGCGGCAGAGAUCACACGCAUGUUUCCUCGCGCUGUUCGUGCCACAAACAGCGCGUUCACGGUGUUUGUUCGGUUCUUGGGUGAAGGAGUGACGUUUAUCCGUUCACCUGAACUCCGCCUCCCUCGGUGCUACGCCCCGCCUCCCCCGCAGGGCGGCGCCACAGGUCGUUCCUCCUGCACAGACGCACGGAUGCCUCCAAAACACAAAGCGGUCAAAGGUCAAAGGCGGGCAGGUGGAGCAGCAGAGCCUGAAGGUUCUGGUCCAGUGUCUCGACACAAAAGUGGAGCAGUUACCGUUUCAGUCCACGCCAAGCCGGGUUCUAAACUCAGCGGCGUCACAGAUGUAUCUGCAGAGGCGGUGGGCGUGUCCAUCGCAGCCCCGCCCACUGACGGAGAAGCCAACGCCGAGCUCAUUCGCUUCCUGGCACAAGUUCUGCAGCUGAAGAGGAGUCAAGUCUCUCUGGACAAGGGCUCCAGGUCCAGGGACAAAGUAAUCAGGUUGGACUCGUCCCUCAGUCCUGACGAGGUGCUGGUGAGACUCAGAGAGGCUGCGGGCUGACAGAGGGGUCAGAGGUCAGGGGACGUGUGUGUGUGUGUGUGUGUGUGUCUUCUCCAUUCAUUAAACACUAAAGUCAAAGAUCAUAA
Molecule: messenger RNA, 698 nt
Organism: Solea senegalensis (Senegalese sole)
Lineage: Eukaryota; Metazoa; Chordata; Actinopteri; Pleuronectiformes; Soleidae
Gene: cunh15orf40
Product: chromosome unknown C15orf40 homolog
Exons: 4
Coding region: 73-612 (179 amino acids)
Cellular component (GO): cytoplasm
Source: RefSeq, a predicted model, not a curated record